UGAUUAUGCCAAGCAAUAUGAAGGAGAGACAUUAUCUGUUGUGCAUUUCUGGCGGUGUAAGCAACUGUGAUUAUAACAAGCCUGCAAUAGAUUCAAGACUCAGUAAAAUGGCUCCCUUGUCCAGUGGGAAACUGAUUUUCGUGAUAAUAACCACGACUUCAGGAAUGGUUCAUCCGGAGCUUCAACAAGCAAUACCCGACGAACCUUUUGCGUCCAAGUCUUUCGUUCUGCCGCCUCGAUACGAAAGUGGAUACCGCAACUGCCGCGAAAUACAGCAGGAAGGCAAAUUAACGAGUGACGGCGUUUACAUCAUCUAUCCACACGACAGCAGUCCUCAUCGUCCCGUGGCCGUCUUUUGCGACAUGGCGACGGAAGGCGGAGGUUGGACUGUCAUACAGCGAAGGGAGAGCACGAUCGGAAAAGAAAAUUUUAGUCGAACUUUCCUCGAGUAUGGUCUGGGAUUCGGUGACCCGGAGCGGGAUCACUGGCUUGGCUUAGAUCACGUCCACGCGCUCACGAACCAGGGACACAACCAGAUACGAAUCGACAUGACGGAUUUCUACGGCAACGAGACCUGGGCUGAGUACGACUUUUUCUACGUGGGUGAGAGGGACAGACGAUACACUCUCGAGGCCAAGUAUUACAGAGGAGAUGCUGGGGAUUCCCUCUCCUUUCACAGCGGGAAGGAUUUUCAGGAUAAUAUGUACAGCGCUUCCCAUGAAUCCCUGGGCGGUUGGUGGCACGGGAGGGACAGGAAAUGCAAUCUCAAUGGGGUCUUUUGGGGUCAGAGUAAACAAUGUGAUUCUGGCGUCUUCUGGAGCACCGGCGAUCGCUGCCUCGCUCUCAACACCACGGCUAUGAAGAUCAGACCGAACUACUAACUCUGAACGGAGAUAUGGAAAGAGAGAAGAGAGAGAGAGAGAGUCAUUGAUCUUGCUAAGGCUAAAGGAGGAGCAAAGCUGACACUCUACCCCCGCUGUAGUCUCAGGCCCAUAGCCCUAGUCCGUCCUGAUCCCGGAACCUAAUCCUUGUUUGGUGAUCUUCGAAUUGCUGGUCACCUCGGCCGGCAAGGCUUCGUGCAUUACGAGCGCGUUGACCCCGGGUUUGCUGGAACAUCAGGCCGGAAGUUGCGGGUGCUAUAUUCCUCCCGAAACUUCAGUAAUUACCAGUUUAUUUAUGAUGUUAAAUAAUGAUCUGUUUAUUUUAUGAUAU
Penaeus monodon (black tiger shrimp) is the source of this 1212-nucleotide messenger RNA. RefSeq names its product ficolin-1-A-like. Bases 6 to 881 code for a protein of 291 amino acids. NCBI's taxonomy places the organism in Eukaryota, Metazoa, Arthropoda, Malacostraca, Decapoda, Penaeidae. The record is from RefSeq and is a predicted model, not a curated record. The transcript has 4 exons.